This is a messenger RNA of Oreochromis niloticus (Nile tilapia), 891 nucleotides long. RefSeq names its product neoverrucotoxin subunit beta-like. The transcript has 2 exons. The coding region runs from base 168 to 701 and encodes 177 amino acids. NCBI's taxonomy places the organism in Eukaryota, Metazoa, Chordata, Actinopteri, Cichliformes, Cichlidae. The record is from RefSeq and is a predicted model, not a curated record.
CCAAUAAAACUGAUUCAUGUUUGCAGCUGUAAUGUGACAAAAUGUGGAAAAGUUCAAGGGGGCCGAAUACUUUUGCAAGCCACUGUAUUUGUGAAAAUGUUGGCCUGUUCCUUUAUCAGUAGCUAACAGUCUCAUGUGUGUGAGAGCCAUGUAAUGUCCAUGUGUGCAUGCUGACUGCUCUGACCCCUCCUCCUUUCAGGGUGGAGCCUGCUGGAGUCCGAUGGUUGAGACCAGGUCUGAGGAAGUAUUCCUGUCAACUCACAAUCGACACAAACACAGUACACAGAAAUUUCAAACUAUCUGACAACAACAGGAUGGUGGCACGUGUGGAGGAGGUUCAGUCCUAUAGCAAUCAUCCAGAAAGAUUUGAUUACUGGCCUCAGCUGCUGUGUAGAAAUGGUCUGACUGGUCGCUGUUACUGGGAGGUCGAGUGGAGAGGAAGAGCUUAUAUAUCAGUGAGUUACAGAAGAAUCGGGAGGAAAGGAAACAGUGAUGACUGUGUGGAGGGACUGAUCAGUCCUGGAGUCUGUACUGCUCUGAUGAUGGUCCUCGUUCUGUCUGGCACGAUAACAGAGAAACAUCCAUCUCCUCCUCCUCCUCCUCCUCCUCCUCCUCCUCCUCUGUCUCUAACAGAGCAGCAGUGUAUGUGGACUGUCCUGCUGGCACUCUGUCCUUCUACAGAGUCUCCUCUGACACUCUGAUCCACCUCCACACCUUCAACACCACAUUCACUGAAGAUAUUUAUCCUGGAUUUUGGGUCUGUCCUGGUUCCUCAGUGUCCCUGUGCUGAGUGUAAAGAGUGUCUCCUGUUAGAGAAACACUCUGACUGAUGAACAGAUAGUUCAGUCUGUACAUGUCUGUCUCUUUCACUCACAAACACGUUUUCACAUU